CCACCUCCAAACUUCCCUAUAUAAGACACGACACCCAUUCUAAGCAUCACUAGCUCUCUCCCUCUCCCUCUCCCUCUCCAUCUCUCUGCUCGCUUGUGACAGUAAACAUGGGAGCUCUCAAUUAUCUUUCUGAGUAUUUCUCUAACCAUUUCUACGUCUCAAUACGAAAACGGAAGAAACGUAAAGUCAUGCAGACGGUGAAUAUUAAGGUGAAGAUCGACUGUGACGGAUGCGAACGCAAAAUCAAGAACGCUGUUUCCUCCAUCAAAGGAGCAAAAUCAGUGGAAGUGAACAGAAAGAUGCACAAAGUAACGGUGAGUGGCUACGUUGAUCCCAAGAAAGUGCUGAAGACAGUGCAGAGCACUGGGAAAAAGAAAGCUGAGCUGUGGCCGUAUGUUCCAUACACAAUGGUGGCUUAUCCAUAUGCCGCCGGAGCUUACGACAAGAGAGCCCCGCCGGGUUUUGUGAGGAAGUCGGAGCAGGCUCAGGCGCAGCCGGGAAGUACUGACGAUAAGCUCAUGUCCCUCUUUAGCGACGAGAACCCUAACGCCUGCACCGUUAUGUGAAUAAGUAUAGAUAGCAUGAGCCGAUGUUAUAAUUUGUAAUGUAUAACGUUUUAUGAAGUUAAAGUACUGGAACCUUUUUUGUUACUGUAUUAUGUGAGAAGCAACGCAACAUAUAGUAAUUACUCUGCGUUUAACUAGUAGAUUAUUUAAUGAUAUAGUUUUACUUACUUGCUUUGUAUGAA
Arabidopsis thaliana (thale cress) is the source of this 748-nucleotide messenger RNA. RefSeq names its product Heavy metal transport/detoxification superfamily protein (gene HIPP22). Gene Ontology annotation, cellular component: membrane. Bases 108 to 566 code for a protein of 152 amino acids. The record is from RefSeq and is marked reviewed. Gene Ontology annotation, molecular function: metal ion binding. Lineage: Eukaryota; Viridiplantae; Streptophyta; Magnoliopsida; Brassicales; Brassicaceae. The transcript has 3 exons.